Erinaceus europaeus (western European hedgehog) is the source of this 1975-nucleotide messenger RNA. RefSeq names its product EGF like domain multiple 6 (gene EGFL6). Gene Ontology annotation, cellular component: membrane. Gene Ontology annotation, molecular function: calcium ion binding. Lineage: Eukaryota; Metazoa; Chordata; Mammalia; Eulipotyphla; Erinaceidae. The record is from RefSeq and is a predicted model, not a curated record. Bases 160 to 1827 code for a protein of 555 amino acids. The transcript has 12 exons.
UGCAGCGGGACCAGUGCGGAGGAGCUGCCCUUAGUCUCGCCUGCUGGGCGCCUCACCUCUCCUCCCUGCCCGCGGAGACGGCGCCAGGGGGAGCAAGCCAGUAGAGCGGUGCCCGCACCCUCCCGACCUGGCGCAGGAGGCGGGUGAGCCACCGCAAAGAUGCUGCUGCCCUGGGCCUUCGGGCUGGCGCUGCUGCUCCCCUGGGCAGCAGGUGGAUUAGGGAAGGCAGCCAGCCCCAGGGAUCCUGAGUUGUUGUCAUCUGCCCUCCAGCCGGGGGUCUGUCACUAUGGUGCUAACCUGGCCUGCUGCUAUGGCUGGAGAAGGAACAGCCGCGGAGCCUGUGAAGCCACCUGUCAGCCUGGAUGCAAGUUCGGUGAGUGUGUGGGGCCCAACAAAUGCCGCUGCUUUCCAGGCUUCACCGGGGAGACCUGCAGUCAAGAUGUGAACGAGUGUGGAAUAAAGCCCCGGCCAUGCCAACACCGGUGUGUGAACACUCACGGCAGCUACAAGUGCUUCUGCCUCAGUGGCCACAUGCUCAUGCCAGACGCCACUUGUGCCAACUCCAGGACGUGUGCCAGGACCUCCUGCCAGUAUGGCUGUGAAGACACUGCAGAGGGGCCCCGCUGUCUCUGCCCGUCCUCAGGACUCCGCCUGGCCCCUAACGGGAGACUCUGUAUAGACACUGACGAGUGUGCCUCUGGUGAAGCCGUGUGCCCCUCCAAUCGGCGGUGUGUGAACACAUUUGGAAGCUACUACUGCAAGUGUCACGUUGGUUUUGAGCUGAAGUACAUCAGCGGCCGAUAUGACUGCAGAGAUCUGAAUGAAUGUGCGGCGAAUACCCACCAGUGCAGCUUCCAUGCCAAUUGCCUCAAUACCCAAGGAUCCUUCAAAUGCACAUGCAAGCAGGGAUACAAAGGCAAUGGACUUCGCUGCUCUGUUAUCCCUGAAAAUUCUGUGAAGGAAGUCCUCAGAGCACUUGGUCCCAUCAAAGACAGAAUUAAGAAGUUGCUUGCUCAUAAGAACAGCAUGAGGAAGAAGGCGAAAAUGAAAAAUGCCAUCACCUCACCUGCGGGGACCCCCAUCCUUAAUGUCAAUUUGCACCUUGUCAACCCUGAGGAGAGCAUUUCCAGAGCUGUGAGACCUGAAGGAGAAAAAAGAGGGAAUGAGAACAGAAGGAAAGAGGGGCUGGAGGAAGAGAAAGGAGGUGGGAACGCCCUGAGGAGCCACAUGGAGCCCGAGCACAGCCUGCGAGGAGAUGUGUUUGACCCAAAGGUGAAGGAAUCGGGAGAACUUGGUCUGGCUCUGGCCCACAGAAAAUCUGUCGCACCAAAACUGGACCACAGAGCAGAUUUAAAUAUCUCAGCUGACUGCAGCUUUGACCAUGGCGCCUGUGAAUGGAAACAAGACCGGGAAGACGAUUUUGACUGGAAUCCUGCUGAUCGAGAUAACGCUGUUGGCCACUAUAUGGCGGUCUCAGCCUUGACAGGACACAGGAAGGACAUCGGCAGAUUGGAACUUCUCCUCCACAACCUGCAGCCCCAGAACAACUUCUGUUUGCUUUUCGAUUACCGACUGGUUGGAGACAAAGUAGGGAAACUGCGAGUGUUUGUGAAAAAUAAUAACAGGGCCCUGGCCUGGGAGGAGAGCAGGAGUGAAGAUGAAAGUUGGAAGACGGCAAAGAUUCAGUUGUAUCCGGAGACCAAUACUACGAGCAGUAUCAUUUUUGAAGCACAACGUGGCAAGGGCAGAACAGGAGAAAUCGCAGUGGAUGGUGUCUUGCUGGUCUCAGGCUCGUGUCCCAGUGGCCUCCAAUCUGUGGAUGGUUGAAAGUUCCUGUUAUCUUUUUAUCAUCAUGUUUGUUUGUUUGUUUUUAUAAUUUCAGUUCUAUGAUUUUUAUAUUACAUUGUAGACCCCCCUUGUUUUCCAAAUGCAAACUCAAAAAAUGUGAUGUAUUAAAAAGUAUUAUGGUAAGACA